UGGUGGUUAAGGAUGGAAAUGAAAGGAUCUAACGGGGGAUUUGAAGAGGGGAAAAACAUUCAAAGUAAAUUAUCAUGCAAACGGAGAAGGACAGCAAAAACUAUUUUCAAGAAAAUCUACUCACGCAGAAUAGCGAGAACUAGGCAACGAUUGUGGUGGAUAUAUCCCAACAUGGUGUGA
Molecule: messenger RNA, 180 nt
Organism: Candidula unifasciata
Lineage: Eukaryota; Metazoa; Mollusca; Gastropoda; Stylommatophora; Geomitridae
Source: the annotation of a GenBank genome assembly